AGGGCAGCAAGACAGGCAACAACAACAAGAGAAUUAGCAGCAGCAGCAGUGGCGGCGGCCAGUGAGAAGAGCUUGUUGUUGCUUGCGCUCUUUGGAAAUAGACUAGAAAUACGUAUACAUAUAUAUGUACAUACCCACGCAAACAUAUAUACCUAUAUAUAUAUGUGUAUAUAUAUAUAUAUAUAUACAUACAUAUACAAUUAAAUGAUAUAAUGUAAUAUAUAUAUAUAUACAUACAUACAAACAAAACAAACUGCACAUAUAUAAAUAUAUGUAUAUUUAUAAACAUAUCUACAUAAAUAUACUCAAACAUAUAUGUAUAUAUAUAUACCCAUGCCUAUGUAGGAAGGAAAGUACCUUGUGUGUAUUAACAAGCGACGCAGCAGACCGUUUAUAUUGUACUUAUUCCACACAUGUGCUGGGUUUAUAGCACGGCCAAGAACGUCCAUCAUCGUCAUUCACUUCCUCUUCAUCACUAUUAUUAUUAUUAUUAUUAUCAUAAUCAUUAUCGUUGCUGUUUUACAUUCUGUCAAUGCAUCCCGGAGUAUGUCGCUUGCUGCAUCUUACUGUUGUUAUUAUUAUUAUUACUACCAUCCUUAUUCGUGACAUCGCCGCAUCAUCAUCAUCAUCAUCAUCAUCAUCACUGUCCGCAUCUUAUUCAUCCUUAUCUUCAUCGUUUUCGUACUCAUCAGCGUUAUCAUCGUCAAUGCCACCUCUGCAAGUGUAACCACCACCACCAUCCUUUAUCAACAUGAAAAAAAGCAACAGUAUUAUGACAAUACGAUUAUAGUAAAAGAAAAUUCAUCGAGAAGAGAAAGCAAAAUACGUGUAUAUAUAUAUAUAUACACACACACACACAUAUAUAUAUAUAUAUAUAUAUCUUACCAUCGUCGUCAUAUUUCAAAAAUCUUUGCUAGCCAAAUCGGAUAUAUAUGAAAACUAUCUGCUUACAUUUUGAAAAAAGUAAAUUUUUUUAGUGAUAUACGAAGUAACCUUUUCUACAUCUUUCAGUUUUUCAACACAUUUUUACUCGUACACACUUUUUUAUAAUUUUUUCCCCCUUUUUGUUUGCUUCCAAAUUUCCGCCCUCUUUCUCUUAAAUCCAACAAGCCCCAAUUUACUCUGUGUGGUUGUGUGUGUGCGUGUAUAUAUAUAUAUAUACACGAACGUACAUACACGUGUGUUCUGCUCUUGGAUUUACAAAUGUAUAUAUAUUAAAAAAAAAAAAUCGCUGUCUUUUAAAAAGAGGAUUUAAACCAAAUAUCAUUCAACGUUAAACUUUUUAAAACAAAAAAUGGAUAUAUAUAAAAGAGAAAGAGGAAUUACCUUCCGGUUAUUAAUAUUUUUAUCAUCGUCAUAAAUUUAGCACACAAAACAAAAAUACUUUGCAGUGUUUAAAUUGUUUCAUUCUCCCAGAUAUUUUUUCUCUUUUGUUGGGGGAAAAGAGAAUUUAUCGUAAAAACAAACCUUCAGCUCUCCCUCCAACGUAAAAAUUACAUCAAAAAAUAUUUUAAAAGGGGAAAAACGUGAGAAAAAAAUUAAAUUAGCGAAAGACAAAAAAAUAUGACCCUUCUCGCACAUAAACACAUUUAUUCACAUAUAUACAAACACAUACGCAGACGCAAAUAUUGAAGUACUAAAUAGCACAACAAACAAUAUUUAACCAUGUGGAGCAUUUUACAUGCAUAUCAAUAUUCUAAAGUUGGACCUACUAUUCCUUAUCCAAAAGCUACUUACAGCCAACAACACAGUAGCUUGAACCCUGCACUCCGCGCUCGUUUCGAUGAAGAGAUUGACCGUUUAUACAACGUGGCUCCGGACAGGUCAGUCUUUGAGGACUCUAACAGUAUGGAGCCGGUGUCGAACCACUAUCCGUCGGUGGAAUCACGGCAGCUCUCGGCAAACUCUGCUGAGGCCAUAAAAAGUCGCAAGAACAAAGAAGACAAAUACUGCGGAGUCUGUGGGGACCGAGCUCUUGGUUACAACUUUGAUGCCAUCUCCUGUGAAUCAUGCAAGGCUUUCUUCCGGAGAAAUGCCCCAAAGGGCUUGGAUUAUUUCAAAUGCCCUUACGAAGAAAAAUGCAAAAUGGAUGUGUCCAAUCGGCGAUUUUGUAAAAAAUGCCGGCUACGAAAAUGUUUUGAAAUAGGAAUGAGAAAAGAAUAUAUUCUUACAGAAGAAGAAAAAAUGCGGAAAAGACAAAGAAUUGAGGAAAAUAGGUACGUACGUCCAUAGCAUUGUUCACGCUUG
Messenger RNA from Octopus bimaculoides (California two-spot octopus), 2247 nucleotides. RefSeq names its product vitamin D3 receptor. The record is from RefSeq and is a predicted model, not a curated record. Gene Ontology annotation, molecular function: RNA polymerase II cis-regulatory region sequence-specific DNA binding; zinc ion binding; nuclear receptor activity. Gene Ontology annotation, biological process: cell differentiation; positive regulation of transcription by RNA polymerase II; negative regulation of transcription by RNA polymerase II. Lineage: Eukaryota; Metazoa; Mollusca; Cephalopoda; Octopoda; Octopodidae.